This is a messenger RNA of Corticium candelabrum, 776 nucleotides long. Its product is annotated as transmembrane protein 205-like. Bases 58 to 579 code for a protein of 173 amino acids. The transcript has 3 exons. NCBI's taxonomy places the organism in Eukaryota, Metazoa, Porifera, Homoscleromorpha, Homosclerophorida, Plakinidae. The record is from RefSeq and is a predicted model, not a curated record.
GCUGGUCUGGCACGUGAGGCUUGUAGGAAGCUCCGUGACGUUGUACGUGCCUAGAGAAUGAGUACACUGUUUGAGUUUGGUCAUUUGGUGUCGUAUUCGUUCUGGUUUGGAGCACAGUCAUGGCUUUUGGGGGUGCAAGGAUUUGUUCUGCGAGCAACUGUGACGCGCCACCAGUUUGGACACAUUCAGAGCAGACUGUUUCCGGUUUUCUUUAGAGUUGGCACUAUUGCUACUUUGGUGUCGAUAGGAUGUUUUGCAGUGGCUCACCCUCUUACAGCAGUCUCACCAACUGAGCAGAUGCAGUACAUUCUCCUCGGUGGAUCACUGGUCGCUACAUUAUUGAACCAACUAUGGCUUGGACCUGCAUCAACUCAUCUGAUGAUGGAAUAUCACAUGAUUGAAAAAGAGGAAGGUCUGGGUGAUGAAAUCAAAACAGCCAAUCUGACACCACUGGACAGCAACAAGAAAUAUCAACACGCAAAGAAGGCAUUCUUCCAAUACCACAGCAUGUCCGCUCUUGCACUUGUUGCAUCACUUGGCUGCCUGCUGGUUCACGGCUUCUAUCUCUGUCAGCAUUAAACUCAUAAGGAAAACGAAAUAUUCAAUAUUGACGUCAAAAAUCUGCCAGAUAAUUAAUAUCAACAACUAAAUUGUAGAAUUUUUCAUGACAUGCAAAGAUGAUGGAUAGCAUAGUAGUUCUGUGUCUCAUUUGUGUUUGUAUUUUGCUUCUGGGUUGCUGGCUGUGCGACGAUACUCGUUCAAUGUUCCUUCAUUUU